AUGGGUUCCAUCGAGGAUGACCCAAUCGUUUCCUCAUAUGAUGUCUUCCUCACCGACUCCGAAAUCUCUCGCUACGUUUUCCAGUAUAUCGACCGGCCUCAGAAUAAGCCCUACAAUGAGCGAAAGGGCCAGAAACCCCUCGAACUUCGAAUGAAACCAAACACAGGCCUUGUCGAGAUUGAUGUCCCAAUCAACACCCGUACCACAUAUGAUAUGGAGAAGGGUCUUAAAUACGGUGACGCCAUGAAGAAGAGCCGCUCAGCCCGCGAUGGAGGUUCCUUCGGUAUGUCUGGGGGCUUCACUGGUGGAAGCCUGGCCACAGCAGGAUCUGUACGAGUCAAGAAUGAAGGAAGCGACAUUGAGGUGCUCGAUAAAAAGAAGAUGAUGGAUGGAGGCUCGGUGGUCAGGACACAAGCCCUUGGCGGACGGAUAAAGCCACCGGAGGAAGGAGACCCUGUUCAUAUGCUGGGCACUUUCAAAGGCAAAAACCUACACCUUUCACCCGUCACCGCAGUGGUCCAAUUACACCCCCAGCUCCACCAUAUAGAUGCUUUGGAUGAAUUGCCUAAGGCCCGGGGGUCCAAGGGCAAGAAGGAAGAAGAAGAGCGUGCGGAACCCGAAGCUCGUGCGAUCGACGUCAAGGUCAAGGGCGCGGAAGAUGGUGGUGCUGUGCUUGUUGGUAACUUAGAUCUCCUCAAAAGGAUGCAAGAAGAGAAAUGGAAGACCUUGGACUGGGUGGAUGCAGAGACCGAGGAAUCCUGGUACACAUACGAAAACUACAUGAUGAAUCAGAACCCAGAGGAAUUGCCACAACUUGAAUCAGUCAUCAACAGCGAGGCCUAUUUAGAUGGCAUGAGUGCUCCCCGAAUUGAUCCUGCUCACCCAGAGAUGACUGGCUGGGCUAUGAAGCAAAAUCGACAGAAACAGCAAGAAGGUUCUUCGGAGAGCGAGGAUGAUGAAAGCUGA
This is a messenger RNA of Penicillium odoratum, 966 nucleotides long. RefSeq lists its product as uncharacterized. The record is from RefSeq and is a predicted model, not a curated record. Gene Ontology annotation, biological process: DNA-templated transcription. The transcript has 3 exons. Lineage: Eukaryota; Fungi; Ascomycota; Eurotiomycetes; Eurotiales; Aspergillaceae. Gene Ontology annotation, cellular component: nucleus; RNA polymerase III complex. The coding region runs from base 1 to 966 and encodes 321 amino acids.